Molecule: messenger RNA, 1892 nt
Organism: Melanotaenia boesemani (Boeseman's rainbowfish)
Lineage: Eukaryota; Metazoa; Chordata; Actinopteri; Atheriniformes; Melanotaeniidae
Gene: grem1b
Product: gremlin 1b
Exons: 2
Coding region: 531-1079 (182 amino acids)
Biological process (GO): animal organ morphogenesis
Molecular function (GO): BMP binding; receptor ligand activity
Source: RefSeq, a predicted model, not a curated record
CUUGUGUGCUCCAAUGUGAUGAGCGGCGUUCACAUUUUGUUCUAGUGGCAUAAAUCUCUUUCAGCCAUAAUGUACGAUUUUGAGUUUUAUUAUCUUCAGAAAAGAAAAUAACUUUCACUUUUUCCACGUGCGUAUAAACUUCGGGCUUGCUCGCCUUCAGCUCCUCUUACCCCUCCUCCCCUCUUCUUCCUCCCUGCCUGACUGUCCUGGCUGUUUCUCGGUUGUCUGCCUUCAUGAGGUGGGUUCAAGGAAGUGUUGAGGGGGCGGAUUGUCUUGAUUUUCUUUACAUCGUGCUUAGCCAAUAACUGUUGUGCACAUCUCAGCUGGCAGACAUUUAAAAGGGAGACAGUUCGGCGCUGAAGCAAUUUGUAUUAAACUCCCUGGCUCCUGUCUAUGGAGCGCUUAGUCUCCCACGCAUCCACAGACCCACCAGUGUACAGUCGACUGCCGUAGGUACCCAUCACCUCCAAAAGGUGCCGUAGAGGACUGACAGGACAACAUCGUCGUAUAGCAGGGCAGAUUUGUGCAGAAUGGCCAUCUCGACGCGUAUUUUCUGCAGUAUGGUUUUCAUCAUUGGGCUGCUGUCCUCUCCCGUGGAUUCAAAAAGAAACCGAGGUUCACAAGGGGCCAUUCCUCAUCCUGACAAAAGCAACCCAAACGAAUCGGAGCAGCAACCGCAGCCUUCGCAGGCGGGCUCUGGGUCACGCCAGAGACCGGGGUCGUCCUCACCGGCCGACGAGGUGCUGGAGUCCAGCCAGGAAGCUUUACAUGUGACGGAGCGCCAGUAUUUGAAACGGGACUGGUGCAAGACGCAGCCCCUCAAACAGACAAUCCACGAGGAGGGCUGCGUCAGCCGCACCAUCAUCAAUCGCUUUUGUUACGGACAGUGCAAUUCCUUCUACAUUCCCAGGCAUAUUCGCAGGGAGGAGGGUGCCUUCCAGUCAUGUUCUUUUUGUAAACCGAAACGUUUUACCACCAUGACUUUCACUUUGAACUGUCCGGACCAGCAGCCACCCACCAAGAAGAAACGCAUCCAACGCGUCAAACAGUGCCGCUGCAUUUCUAUAGACCUGGACUAACCAAGCAGCAACGAUACGUGUGCGAGGACAGAAUUGUUGGUAAAGUGUUCUGAGAACACAUGCCUGUCUCCAUUUGGAGAUGUGCGCCACAUAAAAAAAAGAAAGAAAAGGCGCACGAUUCUCUUCUUGCACAACGCGUGAACAAAAAUGGACACGCAGCAUUUUACACCUCACAAGUUUCAAAACAAACAUCACUGCACGGAAACGCUGACUUGAAAUGGGCACGUUUUACGCACGGCUUCCUCAUGCUCCCCAGAUAGAUGCAAAGAGAAAAGACUGUAAAUAAACCCGGUUCGAUUUUUCUGCUCCAAACAGUCGUUGUGACGGGGAAAUGUUUCUGUCCAAACCUGUAUUUUAUGCAUAUGUUUGUAGAACUGGAUGAAUGUUUCCACUGUGUGGAAUUUGAUGAAUGAAUAUUUGUAAAUGAAAAAUGUGAUUUUUAUUUCGAUACUUCAAGAAUCUUUCAAGGUUAACCUAAUUGAUUUCUGUGAAUUUCGAAGCGUCUUUUUUUUUUUAUUUUUUUAUUUUUUUUUUGCUUAAGUUGGGAGCCUGCUUCAAUAGUUUGUAGAGAAAAUAGACUCAUUAGUUCAUAGGGACAAUGUACAGUGUUGGUUUAGUCUGGAGAUUAAAUAGUUGUGAAAUGUAAAGCCAUCUUUGAUCUAACCGGUUUGUUUAUUCCCUUGAUUAAAUUAUCCGUGAAAACGUAAUAAAAUAAUGUUGGAAUAUUGUGCAUAUUAUUUGUAACUAAUUGUGUAGAAAAAAAUGUAUUAAACUGUGAGAUGACCUAUUACUAUGUGUGGAAGCAACAUUUUA